ACAAAGUUGUCUAUCAUUUUAAUUUUUGUAUUGAUUAACUUAACAUUUUAGAUCAUGGAGUAUCAAGACGUAUCUUUUAACAUUGACCAUGGUUACCUUGAGGGUAUGGUCAGAGGUCUAAAAUCUGGUAUCUUAAAACAAGGCGACUAUUUAAAUCUUGUCCAGUGUGAAACGUUGGAGGAUCUAAAAUUGCAUCUACAGAGUACAGACUAUGGAAACUUUCUGGCCAAUGAACCUAGUCCUCUGUCAGUGUCAACAAUUGAUGAUAAGUUGAAGGAGAAAAUGGUGAUUGAGUUUAACCAUAUGAGGAACCAUUGUUUUGAACCAUUGGCAACAUUCCUUGAUUAUAUCACGUACAGUUAUAUGAUUGACAACAUAAUUCUGCUGAUAACAGGGACAUUACGUCAACGGCCAAUCAAUGAAUUGAUCCCAAAAUGUCAUCCCCUAGGUAGUUUUGAACAGAUGGAGGCAAUUCACAUUGCCACAACCCCUGCUGAACUUUACAAUGCUGUGCUUGUGGACACACCUCUAGCUCCAUAUUUCAUGGAUUGUAUCUCUGAACAAGAUCUGGAUGAAUUACAUAUUGAAAUCAUCAGAAACACCCUGUACAAGGCAUAUUUGGAAGAUUUUCACCAGUUCUGUCAGCAGUUAGGGGGAGCUACAGCAGAGGCUAUGUGUGAAGCACUGGCAUUUGAGGCUGACAGGAGAGCGUUUAUUAUAACAAUCAAUUCAUUCGGAACUGAAUUAUCAAAGGAAGAUCGUGCCAAACUGUAUCCAAGGUGCGGAAAACUGUAUCCUGAUGGUCUUACCUUACUAGGCCGGGCUGAUGAUCAAGAUCAAGUUCGAGCUGUCGCUGAAUACUAUGGGGAAUACAAAGAGAUGUUUGAUGGUGCCGGGAACAAUCCAGGGGACAAAACUCUUGAAGACAAAUUUUUUGAACAUGAGGUGAAGCUGAUGAAGAAUUCAUUCAUGAUGCAGUUUCAGUUCGGAGUAUUCUACGCAUACGUCAAGUUGAAGGAGCAGGAAAAUCGCAACAUAGUCUGGAUCGCAGAGUGUGUCGCACAGAGGCAUCGUGCCAAAAUUGACAGUUAUAUUCCUAUAUUCUAGCGCAUUAUCCUAGCAGUGAAAUU
This is a messenger RNA of Ruditapes philippinarum (Manila clam), 1130 nucleotides long. RefSeq names its product V-type proton ATPase subunit d-like. Gene Ontology annotation, cellular component: plasma membrane proton-transporting V-type ATPase complex; vacuolar proton-transporting V-type ATPase complex; early endosome. Gene Ontology annotation, biological process: vacuolar transport; proton transmembrane transport; vacuolar acidification. NCBI's taxonomy places the organism in Eukaryota, Metazoa, Mollusca, Bivalvia, Venerida, Veneridae. Gene Ontology annotation, molecular function: proton-transporting ATPase activity, rotational mechanism. The record is from RefSeq and is a predicted model, not a curated record.